ACGAAGCCGUGACGCCGGAGCUUCCAAGCUGCGGUUUCUUCGUACUCUCACAGGAGCUCGGUCCUGGCGGCGUAACCGUACUGCGCCCUCCUCAAAUUCUGCUGCCAGAAUUCGAAUGAUGGAAGCACUUUUCUUUAUCCAAUUCUGACUUUUCAAAUCCUAAGUGUGUCUGCUUAUUGGAACAGCUUUCUUCGAGUUAAAAGAGUUUCAUGAGUUGCCCAUCUCAAGCUCUCUUUAAACCAACCCGGCAGAUUGUACAAGCCAUACAACUCCAUUCUUCCCGCGCUUUCUCCAAUGUGGUGGAAGGAAUUCCGCCAAGAGGCGUGCUCAGAUACAAUAACAUUAUGAAAUGGCACGCAAAGAAUGGGUCUUUUAAUGAGGUACUCUACGUGUUUGUUGAAAUGCGUCACUCAGGAAGCUGCUGGCCUGAUGCCUAUUCUUACCCAUUUGUUGUCAAGGCUUGUGGUGAGCUGUCGCUGCUUCGGUUCGGUAGAUUGGUUCAUGGCUUGACGGUGGUUUCUGGGUUUAAGUCUAAUUCAUUUGUGCAAAACUCGCUGAUGGCAAUGUAUAUGAACUGUGGGGAAAAGGCUGUUGCUAGGAAGGUGUUUGAUUUGUUUGAUGAGAAGGGUGUGGUUUCUUGGAAUACUCUGAUCAAUGGUUAUUUCAAGAACGGGUGUUCUGCCACUGCUUUGGUGAUUUUUGAUGAAAUGAUGCGUUGUCGGGUUGAGUUAGAUGGUGUCACUGUGGUUUCUAUACUGCCAGCUUGUGGGUAUUUGAAGGAGUUGGAGGUAGGAAAGCUGGUACAUUUGUUAGUGAAGGAGAAAGGGUUGGAUAGGAAAUUGGAAGUAUUGAAUGCUUUAGUGGAUAUGUAUUCAAAGUGUGGCAAAAUGGAAGAAGCCAGGAUGGUGUUUGACGAAAUGCUUGAGAGGGAUAUUGUAAGUUGGACAACCAUGAUUAAUGGGUAUGUCCUGAAUGGUGAGGCGAGAACUGCAUUGAACUUCUGCUCGGUCAUGCAAACUGAAGGAAUCAGGCCCAAUUUUGUGACGGUGGCCUUACUUCUCUCUUCUUGUGCAAGUUUGAAGGAUUUUAUGUAUGGCCGUUGCAUCCAUGGAUGGGCUUUAAGGAAGCAUAUCGACUUGAGAGUUGAAGUAGAAACGUCAUUGAUUGACAUGUAUGCGAAAUGCAGCCGGCUUAACCUUAGCUUUGAAGUCCUCCGCAGAAGUUUAAGAAAACAAACAGUUCCAUGGAAUGCUAUGCUCUCCGGUUGUGUUCAUAAUGGUCUUCCAGCUGACGCAAUAGGAGUGUUUAAAGAGAUGCUGACAGAAGGAGUGAAACCGAAUGGUGCAACAAUGAACUGCCUCUUACCUGCAUACGCUGGUCUGGCUGAUUUACAGCCCGCGAGAAAUGUUCAUUGUUUCAUUACGAGAUUGGGGUUUCUUUCUCGUGUUGAAGUUGCCACUUGUCUAAUAGAUAUAUAUUCCAAGUGCGGUAGCCUGGAAUCAGCUCACCAGAUCUUUAAUGCAUUGCCUAUGGUAGUCAAGGAUAUAUAUGUAUGGAGUGUAAUUAUAGCGGGUUAUGGGAUGCAUGGACAUGCAGAAACUGCAGUUUCACUCUUUAGGCAGAUGGUCGACUCAGGGGUCAAACCGAAUGAAGUUACAUUUACCUCUGUAUUGCAUGCUUGCAGCCAUGCGGGAUUGGUGGAUGAUGGCCUCUAUUUGUUCAACUUGAUGCAGGAAGAUACCCGGAGAAGUCCGAAUGUCGAUCACUAUACAUGUAUUAUUGAUCUGCUUGGUCGAGCAGGUCGAUUAGAAGAAGCCUAUGAUAUUAUUACAACGAUGCCAAGUGCACCUAGCCAUGCUGUUUGGGGUGCACUCCUUGGAGCUUGUGUGAUACAUCAGAAGGUUGAACUAGGGGAAUUGGCUGCACAAUCGUUAUUUCAUCUUGAGCCUGAGAAUACUGGAAAUUACAUAUUGCUGGCAAAACUUUAUGCUGCAGUAGGGCGGUGGAAAGAUGCAGAAGCAUUAAGAGAUGUGAUGAAUGAUAUAGGAUUGAGGAAAGAAGCUGCUUACAGUCUUACUGACAUGUGACAUCUGCAAUAUGUGAAAUGAUGCAGUAUUCCUUCAAAGGGUCAACCUCAAUUAGUAAGCAUGGCGACAAUGGUUAGUGCUAACUAAAUACUUGCAGACAUCUAGAUAUAUGUCUUCCUUCAGUUUCCAAUAAACUCAGUGUGACAUAGAUAAGGAGGAGUGCAUUCUAUCAUUGAAGUUUGAACUUAAAAACUGCAUAAAAGUCGAUAAAUAUGUUAUGUGACAGAUGUUUUUUAUGUCUUUCAAUGAUUGUGCAUGCUUCCACUAUGCCAUUUGUUGCACUUCAGUCUUUAGGAAUGGCACUUUAUAUGGCUGAAACAGUUCAGUUUGUUUUAGCCCCUAGAAGCAGAUAUUGAGUGCUCUUUUACGUAGAUGAUUCUUGCAUAUGGGAUGUAACAGUUCAAGGGUUGAAAAAGCCUUCUGACCAACUGAACCCUUACAUUAGGAGAUGUACAAGUCAAUUUAUGAGAUUAUGGACGCAGAGAUGAAUCUUUUGAUCAUGUCGAAAUCUCGAGAUUCCUUUUUCAUUCACAUUCAUAGAAUAUUUGUUCAAUCCAAGUCUGACUUUUGUAUCGACAAGGAUCCAAGCUCAGAAUCGGCUUCCUCUCGUUAAGUCUCGUUGUAAACUUUGUAUGAUAUCUUUAAUGUUUAUGUUUUAUUUGUAUUUUGGAUCGAACUGAACCAGAUGAUCUGCAAUGUUUUUAACAUAUUGUCAAAUUAUGUCUUUGUUAUACUAGUGCAUGCAAUCGUUUAGUUUCUGAAAAUAUUUAUGCAAUUGAAUCUUUCUGUAGUUGGGGGAUGAAAGAUGGAGAUGUCAAUCGGAGCGAGUAACAGAGACCAAUGGAAUACAAAAGUUUAGAAGAGAUGCUAACUUUUUAUCUCCAUCAUGCAACUGCCAAGUUCACAACUUGAUGCAGCUGAGGCAAAAGCUGCUAACUAUGUAAGAAGUAAACCUUAGCAUCCUCUAGUCUGAACAUCUUUCACUGUAAGUACGUUGGAUUUUAACAAAUUGCAUUGUUCGGA
This is a messenger RNA of Linum trigynum, 3110 nucleotides long. Lineage: Eukaryota; Viridiplantae; Streptophyta; Magnoliopsida; Malpighiales; Linaceae. The record is from the annotation of a GenBank genome assembly.